Otolemur garnettii (small-eared galago) is the source of this 2172-nucleotide messenger RNA. RefSeq names its product zinc finger protein 615 (gene ZNF615). The transcript has 4 exons. Gene Ontology annotation, biological process: regulation of transcription by RNA polymerase II. NCBI's taxonomy places the organism in Eukaryota, Metazoa, Chordata, Mammalia, Primates, Galagidae. The coding region runs from base 1 to 2172 and encodes 723 amino acids. The record is from RefSeq and is a predicted model, not a curated record. Gene Ontology annotation, molecular function: RNA polymerase II cis-regulatory region sequence-specific DNA binding; DNA-binding transcription factor activity.
AUGGCUGCUGAGUACCACGUUGUUAACAGGAUUCUGUUAUUACAGGAAUCCCUGACAUUUGAUGAUGUGUCUGUGAAAUUCACCUGGGAGGAGUGGCAACUCCUGGGCUCUGCUCAGAAGGACCUGUACCGGGACAUAAUGUUGGAGAACUACAGCAACCUGGUAUCAGUGGGGUAUCAAGCCAGCAAAUCAGAUAUACUCUCCAAGUUGGAACCAGGAGAACUGUGGAUGACAGAAGAUGAAAUCCACAGGCAAAUUUGUUUUGAAAUCAGAAACAUUGAUAAUCCUCUGCAGGGUCAUUUACAAGAUCAAAGUAUUCAGAAGAGAGGCCAUUUCCUAUUAAAGCAAAAUUGUGUUAUGUGUGACCUCCAUGACAAACCUUUGAAAUCAAAUUUUAGUUCUGAAAACCAGAAUAGAAGCUGUAACCUAAAGAACUCUGCUGAGUUUAAUGGAAAUGGGAAAUGCCUUUUCCAUCCUUUUCAUGAACAAUUUUAUUCUGAAAUUAAAUUCCCCAUAAGUACAAAACCCAUCAAAAAUGAAUCCCAGGUCCUUAAGGAACAGAGAAGUCCCAACAUAGAGAAAGCCCAUGUAUGUGGUAAAUGUGGGAAAGGCUUCAUCAAGUUUUCUCAGUUCUCUGAUCAUCAGAGAGUUCAUACUGGAGAAAAACCUCAUGGAUGCUGUGUAUGUGGGAAAGCAUUCUCUAGAAAAUCCAGGCUAACAGAACAUCAGAGGAUUCAUUCAGGACUGAAACAUUAUGAAUGCACUGACUGUGACAAAACUUUCCUUAAGAAAUCACAAUUCAAUAUACAUCAGAAAACUCAUAUGGGAGAGAAACCUUAUACAUGUAGUGAAUGUGGGAAAGCCUUCAUCAAAAAGUGUCGGCUUAUUUAUCAUCAGCGAACUCACACAGGAGAGAAACCCCAUGGAUGUAAUGUAUGUGAAAAGGCCUUCUCUACAAAGUUUAGUCUCAUUACACAUCAGAAAACUCAUACAGGAGAGAAACCUUUUAUAUGUAAUGAAUGUGGCAAAGGCUUUAUCGAGAAGAGGCGUCUUACUGCACAUCAUCGAACUCAUACUGGUGAGAAACCCUUUGUAUGCAGUAAAUGUGGGAAAGGUUUCACUUUGAAGAACAGUCUAAUCACACAUCAGCAAACUCAUACAGACGAGAAAUUAUAUACAUGUAGUGAAUGUGGAAAAGGCUUUUCAGUGAAGCACUGUCUUAUUGUACAUCAACGAACUCAUACUGGAGAGAAACCCUAUAUAUGCAAUGAAUGUGGAAAAGCCUUCACUUUAAAGAGCCCUCUCAUCAGACAUCAGCGAACACAUACAGGAGAGAAACCCUAUGUAUGCCCUGAAUGUCGAAAAGGCUUCACCAUGAAGAGUGAUCUCAUUGUACACCAGCGAACUCAUACUGCAGAGAAGCCAUAUAUGUGCAAUGAUUGUGGUAAAGGCUUCACUGUGAAGAGCCGCCUGAUUGUACACCAACGAACUCAUACAGGAGAGAAGCCCUAUGUAUGUAAUGAAUGUGGAAAAGGCUUUCCAGCAAAGAUACGGCUAAUUGGACAUCAACGAACUCAUACAGGAGAGAAACCUUACAUAUGCAGUGAAUGUGGAAAAGGUUUCACCGAGAAGAGUCAUCUCAAUGUACAUCGCCGCACUCAUACUGGAGAGAAACCCUAUAUAUGCAGUGAAUGUGGCAAAGGCUUAACUGGGAAAAGCAUGCUUAUUGCACAUUUGCGAACUCACACUGGGGAGAAACCAUAUAUAUGCAGUGAAUGUGGAAAGGGCUUCACCAUGAAGAGUACUCUCAGAAUACAUCAGCAAACUCAUACUGAACAGAAACCAUACAAAUGUAACGAAUGUGGUAAAACCUUCAGGAAGAAGACAUGUUUUAUACAGCAUCAGCGAUUUCACACAGGAAAGACUUCCUUUGAAUGUACUGAGUGUGGAAAAUUAUCUUUGCGCAAAAAUGAUCUCAUUACACAUCAGAGAAUUCACACAGGAGAGAAACCAUAUGAAUGUAGUGAGUGUGGGAAAGCCUUCACUACAAAAUCAGGGCUCAAUGUUCAUCAAAGAAAACAUACAGGAGAGAGGCCCUAUGGUUGCAAUGAUUGUGGGAAAGCUUUUGCCCAUUUGUCUAUCCUUGUUAAACACAAGAGAAUUCAUAGGUAG